Messenger RNA from Anopheles stephensi (Asian malaria mosquito), 2244 nucleotides. RefSeq lists its product as uncharacterized. NCBI's taxonomy places the organism in Eukaryota, Metazoa, Arthropoda, Insecta, Diptera, Culicidae. The transcript has 2 exons. The record is from RefSeq and is a predicted model, not a curated record. The coding region runs from base 1378 to 2211 and encodes 277 amino acids.
AUGGUGUUACAGCUUGUGCAUUAGCAAAGUUAGUAAUUAAAACAGUAAAUUCAAACCCAACACCAGUGUGUAGGAGCUAACGACAAUGAACAACCUGCUGCCAUCCCACCGCCCAAAGUUUUUGGUCGAUUUUAUUGAAGUUGUUAAUACACAGGUACAUCCCAUUGCCUACACCUGUACACCGUCUAGAGCAGAGGCUUAAACUUGCUCGUUUGUGAAUUAAAUGUUCGAUUGUUCAGCUUCCCCACACCAAGAAAAGGACGUACAACUAUUUUUGCUUAUCUGUCAAACCGCUCCAAGGCGCCUGUAUUUGAUGACUAUUUUCAGACUGCUGACGUUAGCGUUUCGUUUUGCAGUCCCUUCUGGAGUUGUGGAGCAUCUCGAUGCAGAUGCAAACAGACCGAGUGAUAGAGAGGGAGCUACGUUGCUUGUAUUCGAUUCACGUCUGAUCCGUAUAAUUAUGUGCUCGAGCAAAGGUCCAGAAGGUCACAACUUUUUAGCACCCAUCGUUUGCAUAACAUAUCGAACCAUUAACGUGGACUUAACCUACCACCUAAAUGCUGCGGUUAAUAGCACGAUUCAGUUUCCCACUGCCAAGGAAUGUGUGCGAGCUUUGCUGGUUGACGAACGAUGGCGAGCUGUUAUCACGUACGCGAAAGAAGUGGUGGUGAUAAGUUGAACUGCUCACCGAAGCCUUCUAAAGCUCGUUCAAAUUGAAACACUCCAAAAUCUGUGAGUUUCUGUGUUGUACCUCCACGGUCAAACUAAGUCAGAUCUUUAUCGAUAAACUUUUGACAGUUGAAUGGCUGCCUUGAAAUAUGGGAGGAUGCUUUUAUCAAUUCAGUUUAGUUUCAUUACGGAUCACGACUCUCUGGAGACUUGCAAUAGGGUAAAGAGAAUCUUGAUCAACCUAAAAAUAACAUACUCUGAGGCGUUUUAAAAUCCGCCUUAAUGCACGCUAUCCACGUGUUGAGUGUAUACUCGACCAAGCAGCGGAGGCCCGGACCGUAACGCCGUUACUCGGUCCUGUCAACGGAUGACAGCGAUCGACGUGCCAUGCGGUUCAUCCUUCGUGUUCGGGCUUCGGGACCGAUCGGCCUCUUUCUUGAUCCAGCCGCUGCCGAGACAGGACGCGUUAGACGAGCGAAGUUUUAGCCUGUGUGUGUGUGCGUGUGUAAUAAGUGUAAUAAGUGUAAUGUAAUAAAUAAGUUUUAAUUUGUUGUAAAACCGCAAUCGUCCGCGUACCGGCAUCAUUGUCUCCCCCGAUAUCACCAACAUAAAAGUGGCGACGAGGAAAUUUGGUAAAAAAAAAAAAAGUGAUACACACGCAGAGCAACAAUUCCUUCCUCACGCAAACGCCGUCGUACGGACUCAUCGAUGGAGGAAGAGCAGCGCCGUCUCUCGCAGCAGUUCGAAACCCCGGGUACUGCGUUACUACAACCCGGAUACGGCCAACCGCUCCCGUCAAACGCUCCAGCGGUCGAGCAGCAGGGAUCUCAAGCGUCCUCGGUACAUUUUUCGCCAUCGCUAUCAUCAGCGCCCACAAGCCUUCAUCCGCCAUCGCUCGCUCCAGCCGCUUCGAUGCAGCACCCGCCAUCGCUACCAGGCGUGUCACAAAACGGUGAGCCAACAAUGUAUCAAAUAAUGCAGCUUCUACGCCAAUUAAUGACAAAAAUUGAGCAACAGCCACCAGCAUCACUGCCCACAAACGCAUCGCAGCAGCAGCUACCAGUAGUGCAUCCGCCAAGUGCAUCACAGCAGCAACCACUAGUAUCGGAAAUCGCGUCGCAACCGCAGCAGCAGCAUCGGUCAGCUCCAGCCAAUCCGGAGCAAAUCCUGGACUCGCUGGCGAGAAACAUCACCGAAUUCCGCUUCGAGGCUGAAGCCGGUCUAACGUUCGAGGCGUGGUACUCGCGCUACGAGGAUCUGUUCGUCAGUGAUGCAGCCAGGAUUGACGAUGCGGCCAAGGUACGAAUGCUUAUGCGGAAGCUAGGAUCAAUGGAGCAUGAGAGUUGCAGCAGCUACGGAAAAGGACCCUCUACUGCGCGAAGUGUACCGCUACGUCCAAUCGGGUUGGCCAGGCAAGGUCAGUUAUGGUGCGGAAUUGGCCCAAUUCCACAACAGAAGGGAAGCACUGACGACCGUUGGCGACUGUAUCCUCUUCGGAGAGAGGAUUGUGAUUCCCGCAGCUUUGCAGCAGAGAUGCCUUAGACAGCUUCAUCAAGGGCAUCCGGGCAUCCAGCG